This is a messenger RNA of Sardina pilchardus (European sardine), 2784 nucleotides long. It is a transcript of the gene purbb, whose product is annotated as purine-rich element binding protein Bb. Lineage: Eukaryota; Metazoa; Chordata; Actinopteri; Clupeiformes; Clupeidae. Gene Ontology annotation, molecular function: RNA polymerase II transcription regulatory region sequence-specific DNA binding; DNA-binding transcription factor activity, RNA polymerase II-specific; purine-rich negative regulatory element binding. The record is from RefSeq and is a predicted model, not a curated record. Gene Ontology annotation, biological process: regulation of transcription by RNA polymerase II. The transcript has a single exon. Gene Ontology annotation, cellular component: nucleus. The coding region runs from base 80 to 979 and encodes 299 amino acids.
AUCACUGAGAAGGGUGUUCACUGUAUGCUGCGCGUAAGAUACGCAGGAGAGAGAACGAAGCGGGCUGGUGGCGGUGAAGAUGGCGGAUGGAGACAGUGGGAGCGAGCGCGGUGGUAGUAGUGGAGGAGGAGGAGGCGGCAGCGGGUUUCAGCACUUCCAACGGGAGCAGGAGACCCAGGAACUUGCUUCCAAGAGGCUUGACAUUCAAAACAAGCGGUUCUACCUAGACGUCAAGCAGAAUUCGAAGGGCAGGUUCAUCAAGAUAGCCGAGGUCGGGGCCGGGGGCUCCAAAAGUCGCCUGACCCUCUCCAUGUCAGUUGCGGCCGAGUUUCGCGACUACUUAGGGGAUUUCAUUGAGCACUACGCCCAACUUGGGCCCAGCAGCCCUGAGCAAAUCGCGCAGUCAUCCGGUGGAGAUGACGGUGGGCCUAGACGAGCCUUAAAGAGCGAAUUCUUAGUCAGAGAAAACCGAAAAUACUACCUCGAUCUGAAGGAGAAUCAACGGGGGAGGUUCCUCCGAAUCCGACAGACCGUCAACCGUGGGCCCGGUUUCGGAGUUGGAGGCCCUGGGGGCGGAAUGCAGGCAGGCCAAACCAUCGCGCUCCCGGCCCAGGGCUUAAUAGAGUUCAGAGACGCCCUUGCCAAGCUUAUAGAUGAUUACGGUGGGGACGACGAGGAACUGGCCGGUGGCACAGCAGCGGGGGGUUACGGCGAGCUUCCCGAGGGAACAUCCAUCAUGGUGGACUCCAAGCGCUUCUUCUUUGACGUCGGGUCCAACAAAUACGGAGUGUUCCUGAGAGUUAGCGAAGUCAAACCAAGCUACAGGAACUCUAUAACUAUCCCAUUUAAGGCCUGGGGUAAGUUCGGUGGAGCAUUCAGUCGGUAUGCAGAGGAGAUGAAAGAAAUCCAGGAGAGACAACGGGAUAAAAUGUACGAGAGGAGGGAAGAGUCGGAGGGCGAAGAUGUGGAGGACGACUGAACCCCCCUCAAGGCUGUCCAGCUGACGUGAGAUCUGCAGAUGAAUAACGAUGCAGUACGCAGACAUGACAGAUUUACAAAGUGCAUGACGAAUCGAACUUAUACUAAAAUAUUGUGGCGUAAUAUACAUUUGACAGAAUUAUAGAUGUGUAAGAUCCGAAGUUUUUUUUGUUUGUAACGAGGGUUGUUUGGGGGGUCACAAUUAUAGUAAAAGCCAUGGGCAAAAGGUGCACGACAGGAACGUCUUAUAAGACAAGAAAAAGUAUGAUUUGUUAUAAAGGCCUAUGAUAACAUGGCAUUCUCCUAAACCAGCAACUCUUCAUCCUAAGAGGACAAAAAUCUUUAUACUGUCAGAUUAUGAUGACAAACAAAUCUUUAUAAUAUCAGAUUGUAACAUUUAUAUUAAGAAAAAAAAAAUACCCCCUACCCAUCAACCCACAUGCAUUUGCUUAUGUGUAUUGUUGCUGUUUAGCUAAAGACAUGGGAGAGGUGCUCCAGUUGUAGCUCUGUCGAUGUCUCUCCUGUGCCUGGGCCCUUUACGUUUAAAAACUAGUCCCAGGGGGUCCAGAGCACUCUUGUGUCUAUCUGUGGGGUGUUUAUUUGGCUUCAAGGUGUGUAGAAAUGAUAAGGUUGGCUUUUGCAAUAUGAUGUCAAGAUCUUUAGCCAUUUCCAUAAGGCCCACAGUGAGUGAGUGAGUGAGUGAGCUCCUUUGAGCUGAGCGAGCCUGCAAUGGCUGAAACAUUGCUACUUUAGAUGACAGCCUCCAUACAUGGUAGAAGUCUGUCACCAGAGCUGCUGACUGAUCUUACUCCCAUAAAUCAGCCUAGCCUCUUACAUUUGCAAAGCAUUGGUUCAGAAUUUGUAAACAUAAUUGGGACACUUAUUUUUUUUGACAACAUAACAUAAGAUCAGAGGAAUAUAUUAGCAGAGUGGAUUAACGAUAUAACUGCAUCAAAUGAAAUGUCGCGUGCAAGUCCAGCUGUCUUCCACGCCCCCCCCUGCCAAGAAGCCGUCUGCCCGACCAACGUCCAGCUUCCUGAAUGGGGAGACGUGCCAUUGGUCCAAAAUGGACAAUCUUACUGGGAUCAAUGCAGGACGCCAGAACUCUCAGAAGUUAUCAGCUGAAGAAUGACGCAGUCUGCUGUCUGGAGUUCUCAUGGACUGACAAAGAGAGAGUUCCUCUACUCUCUGCCCAUCGUGGAGACUAAAGCGUCAACAACAUUGGACCUUGACUGUGAGGUAACACACAUGUCAUUCUAAUACUCCCAAGAAGUAGAGGUAGCUCUCUCCAGUGGCUGGUCCAUGCACAGGCCUCAACACACUCCUGGUCAUUAAUGGACUGAAUCGCAUGAAUGGUUUCUUUUUCUUUUGUAAGAAAACUUAUAUUUGCAGAUUAUACUUUAUGAGAGAAAAAAAAACGGAACAAACCAGCAUAUUUUUAAUUACUUAAAUAGAAUAUAUCUAUACGAAUGACAGAAUUAUAAAGCCAUAUUAGGCUGAUUUCAUAAAGCAAAGCUGGGGAGAAGCAUUGGUCAGAUAUUUUUUCCUUUUUUCAUUUUUGUUUGUUUUCCUAUAGAAAGUGGAAGAACACGUCUAAGUAAAGAAAAUAUAAAAUGCAAUGUAUCUUGACUGUAUAAAAGAUUCCCAUCUUUUCUUCCUCACAAUAUAUGUUGACAAUGUACUGGUUAAUGUGUUUUCUGAAAGUAUAGACAACAUUUUAUUUAGCACACUAUCUAACAGAUGGGACCCAUGUCACAACCAUGUGAGUCAUUUGUUUUUUCUAAAAAUGUGCAUCUCUGUCCCACA